Molecule: messenger RNA, 1995 nt
Organism: Rattus rattus (black rat)
Lineage: Eukaryota; Metazoa; Chordata; Mammalia; Rodentia; Muridae
Gene: Best1
Product: bestrophin 1
Exons: 12
Coding region: 153-1793 (546 amino acids)
Molecular function (GO): chloride channel activity
Source: RefSeq, a predicted model, not a curated record
CUGACAUGACUCUGUACCAGGGGGCAGGAGAGCAUGUGCUCUUCUACCAUCAAAGUCUUCUCUGCACACCCCUCAUUCCUCAGACCUCCCUUCAACCCCAACAGAAACCCUAACAGGACCCAAGCCCACCGACUGCUACUCAGUACCAAGCCAUGACUAUCACCUACACAAACGAAGUGGCCAAUGCCCGCCUUGGUUCCUUCUCGUGCCUUCUCCUGCGCUGGCGAGGCAGCAUCUACAAGCUGCUGUACGGAGAAUUCCUUGUCUUCAUAUUCCUCUACUAUUGCAUCCGUGGACUCUACAGAAUGGUUCUCUCGAAUCAUCAGCAGCAGCAGUUUGAGAAGUUGGCUCUGUACUGCAACAGCUACAUUCAGUUCAUCCCUAUAUCCUUCGUUCUGGGUUUCUAUGUUACAUUGGUGGUGAGCCGAUGGUGGAACCAGUACGAGAACUUGCCGUGGCCCGACCGCCUCAUGAUGCAGGUAUCUAGCUUCGUGGAGGGCAAGGACGAGCAAGGCCGGUUGCUGCGGCGCACGCUCAUCCGCUACGCCAUCCUGGGCCAAGUGCUCAUCCUGCGCAGCAUCAGCACCUCGGUCUACAAGCGCUUUCCCAGUCUUCAACACCUUCUGCAAGCAGGCUUUAUGACUCCUGGGGAAUAUAAGCAGUUGCAGAGGUUGGGCCUACCACACAACACAUUCUGGGUACCCUGGGUGUGGUUUGCCAACCUGUCAAUGAAAGCCUAUCUUGGAGGUCGAAUCAGGGACACUGUCCUGCUCCAGAGCCUGAUGAAUGAGGUGUGCACCUUGCGUACUCAGUGUGGACACCUAUAUGCCUAUGACUGGAUCAAUAUCCCAUUGGUGUACACACAGGUGGUGACAGUGGCGGUUUACAGCUUUUUCCUUGCAUGCUUGAUCGGGAGGCAGUUUCUGAACCCACUCAAGAACUACCCAGGCCACGAGAUGGAUCUGGUCGUGCCUGUCUUCACAAUCCUGCAGUUCUUAUUCUACGUGGGCUGGCUCAAGGUGGCAGAACAGCUCAUCAACCCCUUUGGAGAGGAUGAUGAUGAUUUUGAGACCAACUGGAUCAUUGACAGAAACCUGCAGGUGUCCCUGUUGUCUGUGGAUGGGAUGCACCACGACGUGCCUCCCAUGGAGCGUGACAUGUACUGGAAUGAGGUGGCGCCUCAGCCGCCCUACACAGCUGCUUCUGCCGGGUCUCACCGACAAUCCUUCAUGGGCUCCACCUUCAACAUGAGUCUGAAGAAAAAAGACUCAGAGGAGGAGAGUGACACUUAUGACAAGAAAGAGAAUGAUUACGGCAGCACCAUUGGACGCUUCUUAGGACUGCAAUCCAAUGACUACCAUCCUCCCAAGACAGACUUAAAGACCAAACUGUUGUGGUCUAGAAAGGACCCCUUCCUCGAGGACCAGUCUAAGAAUGACAAGCAGAAAGACCAGAAAGAUGAUGGCUGGAAACCAAACGACUUCUUCAGAGCUAUUCCAAAGUUUAACAGGCCAAGUUACCGCCAGGCCCCACAGCCACUUGGCAGCCACCUUCCCAUGGUGUUCCCUCCUCAGCAGUCAGCACCCUCAGUGCACACAGGUGGUGGGCCUUCCACAAAGUACCAAGAAGCCUGUCACAAGAAGAAAACAGUGGAGUUUAACUUGAACAUUCCAGAGUGCCCUACAGAACAUCAACAACCCCAUUUGGACCAGAGGCACACUAUCCUGGAGGAGCCUGGAGAACCCUAUCCUGUCAGUGAUAAAGCUGACACCAAUCCCGUUUCCUAUGAGUGAUGCUUCACAGCUUGGUUCUCACCUGCAUGGAUGCCAGCAGGGCACUGACCCAGUCAGAGGCACACAGCAGCGACACUCAAGAAUAUGUUCCCAUGGCAGUCUGGCAGGUAACUCAGAACCAGGACUGCUUAGUCCUGUCUGAACACACCUGUCUUUCACUAUCUUUCCUAAACUAGCGAGUUUAAUAAAUAUUCUUUCAGGC